ACUAGGCUAUAUAGAGUAGUGGUAGGUUGCCAUGGCUUCGCCGGCGUCGGGUGCUGCCGGCGCUGGUGACGACGACAAUGCUGGCAGACGGCCGAGCAGCAGCCUGAUCGACCCGCUGCUGGUGAGCCGCACGAGCAGCAUCGGCGGCGCGGAGAGGAACGCGGCCAAGGGGAAGCACUGGGCGGCCGCCGACAAGGCGGAGAGGCGCGCGGCGAAGGAGAGCGGCGGCGAGGAUGGCCGGCCGCUGCUGUUCCGGUCGUAUAAGGUCAAGGGCGCCCUCCUGCACCCCUACAGGGCUUUGAUCUUUGCACGCCUGAUUGCUGUCCUCCUGUUCUUCGUAUGGCGGAUCCGGCACAACAACUCCGACAUAAUGUGGUUCUGGACGCUGUCCGUCGUCGGCGACGUCUGGUUUGGUUUCUCGUGGCUACUCAACCAGCUCCCAAAGUUCAACCCCGUCAAAACCAUACCCGACCUCGCCGCCCUAAGGCGGCACUGCGACCUCCCCGACGGGGGCUCCCGGCUCCCCGGCGUCGAUGCCUUCGUCACCACCGCCGACCCCGUCGACGAGCCGGUGCUGUACACCAUGAACUGCGUCCUGUCGAUUCUCGCGGCGGACUACCCCGUCGAUAGGUCUGCCUGCUACCUGUCCGACGACAGCGGAGCACUGAUCCUAUAUGAAGCAUUGGUUGAGACAGCCAAGUUUGCAACUUUGUGGGUUCCGUUUUGCCGGAAGCACUGCGUUGAGCCGAGAGCCCCAGAGAGCUACUUUGAACUCGAGGCGCCGCCGUCGUACGCUGGAAGUGCACCGGAGGAGUUCAAGAACGACUCCAGGGUUGUGCAACUCGAGUACGAUGAGUUCAAGCUGCGGCUGGAAGCGCUUCCUGAUACUAUUCGUAAACGAUCAGAUGUUUACAAUAGCAUGAAGACUGAUCAAGGGGCACCGAAUGCUACCUGGAUGGCUAAUGGGACGCAAUGGCCGGGCACGUGGAUUGAUCCAGUAGAAAAUCACAGAAAAGGACACCAUGCUGGAAUUGUUAAGGUUGUGUUGGACCAUCCAAUCCGUGGGCACAAUCUCAGCCUAAAGGAUAGCACUGGCUACAGUCUCAACUUUGGUGUCAUCGACGUGCGUAUUCCAAUGCUCGUCUAUGUGUCUCGUGAGAAGAACCCAAGCUAUGACCACAAUAAGAAGGCCGGUGCCUUGAAUGCACAACUUCGUGCAUCUGCUCUGCUCUCUAAUGCACAAUUCAUCAUCAACUUUGAUUGUGACCACUACAUCAACAAUUCUCAAGCCCUACGUGCAGCGAUCUGCUUCAUGAUUGACCAACGAGAAGGUGACAAUACUGCCUUUGUUCAGUUUCCACAACGAUUUGACAAUGUUGACCCCAAAGACCGGUAUGGCAAUCACAAUCGUGUAUUCUUUGAUGGCACAAUGCUUGCCUUAAAUGGUCUCCAAGGGCCCUCCUACCUUGGUACCGGUUGCAUGUUCCGUCGCUUAGCUCUCUAUGGUAUUGACCCUCCUCAUUGGAGACAAGAUAGCAUCACACCUAAAGCUAGCCAGUUUGGAGACUCCACACUCUUAUUAGAGUCGGUAUCAGAAGCGCUAAACCAAGAAAGAUGUACUUCACCACCAUCACUCAAUGACACUUAUGUUGCUGAGAUGGAGAAGGUCGUGUCAGCUUCAUUUGACAAAAAGACUGAUUGGGGCAAGGGUGUCGGAUACAUAUACGACAUAGCCACAGAAGAUAUAGUGACAGGCUUUCGCAUCCACGGGCAAGGUUGGCGCUCCAUGUAUUGUACCUUGAAGCACGAUGCAUUUUGUGGUACUGCACCUAUCAACCUAACAGAGCGUCUUCACCAAAUUGUGCGUUGGUCUGGUGGAUCCUUGGAGAUGUUCUUCUCCCAUAAUAAUCCACUUAUUGGAGGACGCCGGCUCCAACUCCUCCAGCGAGUCUCAUAUCUUAACAUGACAAUCUACCCGGUGACAUCUCUCUUCAUUUUACUCUAUGCUAUUAGUCCAGUGAUGUGGCUUAUCCCUGAUGAAGUAUAUAUUCAGAGACCAUUCACUAGGUACGUGUUGUACCUUGUUGUGAUCAUUUUGAUGAUUCAUAUGAUUGGAUGGCUUGAGAUAAAGUGGGCAGGGAUCACAUGGCUGGAUUAUUGGCGCAAUGAGCAAUUCUUUAUGAUUGGCUCAACGAGUGCAUACCCAACGGCUGUGCUUCACAUGGUGGUCAACCUUCUUACAAAGAAGGGUAUACAUUUUAGAGUUACUUCAAAGCAAACAACAGCUGACACCAAUGAUAAAUUCGCUGACUUAUAUGAAAUGAGAUGGGUGCCCAUGUUAAUCCCAACCAUGGUAGUUUUAGUUGCUAACAUUGGCGCAAUUGGCGUAGCCAUUGGAAAAACGGUGGUAUAUAUGGGAGUAUGGACGAUACAGCAGAAGAGACAUGCGGCAAUGGGUCUACUAUUUAACAUGUGGGUUAUGUUCCUCCUUUACCCAUUUGCACUAGCAAUCAUGGGACGAUGGGCAAAGAGACCAAUCAUCCUUCUUGUCUUGUUGCCAGUUAUCUUUGUAAUUGUUGCCCUUGUAUAUGUCGCCACCCAUAUAUUGUUAGCAAAUAUCAUUCCAUUUUAGGUACAUAAAGAAAAAUAUUGUAGUGUUCACAUUUUGUAA
Molecule: messenger RNA, 2671 nt
Organism: Oryza brachyantha (malo sina)
Lineage: Eukaryota; Viridiplantae; Streptophyta; Magnoliopsida; Poales; Poaceae
Product: probable mixed-linked glucan synthase 3
Exons: 3
Coding region: 32-2632 (866 amino acids)
Biological process (GO): plant-type primary cell wall biogenesis; cellulose biosynthetic process
Cellular component (GO): trans-Golgi network; plasma membrane
Molecular function (GO): mannan synthase activity; cellulose synthase (UDP-forming) activity
Source: RefSeq, a predicted model, not a curated record